Messenger RNA from Hemicordylus capensis (graceful crag lizard), 832 nucleotides. It is a transcript of the gene DMAC1, whose product is annotated as distal membrane arm assembly component 1. The record is from RefSeq and is a predicted model, not a curated record. NCBI's taxonomy places the organism in Eukaryota, Metazoa, Chordata, Lepidosauria, Squamata, Cordylidae. The transcript is spliced from 2 exons. Bases 92 to 346 code for a protein of 84 amino acids.
GCCGGCACGCGCCCCCCCCCGCGGUUUCCGGGGCCGGAGAUAGACGAGGGGAAGCCUAGCGGGGCCGCCUUUCUGUCCCUUUCCUCCCGCCAUGGCCGCCCCCAACCCGGUCUCGCCGCCGCAGAAGUCGGCCUUCUGGUCCUGCCUGAGCUGCCGCCUCCUGAGCGGGGCGGCGCUGAUCGGCUCCGGAGUCUGGGUCUACCUGGGCCCCCGGCAGGUCAUGCAGCAGCGGAUCCCCCCCAACAUGUGGCACAUCGCCCAGAUGACCUUCGCCGUCGGUCUCGUCUGUUGGGGCGUUGUAGUCAUCACCGACCCCGUGGGGAAGCAGAAGAGGAAAGGGGAGUGAGGGAGGCGCCUUCUCCGACCGAGGCCCACCCCGCUUAUGCACCCCGGCUUUGAGCCAUGAACAAGGAGGCCCUCUGGACCACGCUUGGAGGUCAGCAGCCCGGCCUGCGUUUACUUCGGGCCAUACAGACUGGGGGGAGCGCGUUGCUUUCUGCAAAGCAGAGGUUGGCGCAGAAACGCUGCCACCUUUGGUCCUGAGGCAGGACAGCACCUCCAUCCGUGUGCAUGUGGGAAAACGCCUGUGUACAUAUUAACUGAGUCUGUUCUGAAUAAACCCAGUUCUACUUAUGAGGUCAGAACACCCUUUGGCAUCAUCAGUGGCUCCGUGUCGCUGUCAGGCACUCCAGGUGCAAAAGAACCCCCCCCCCCUUUGCAGCCAUGUACUGUGUGCACAGCUGGAAGGUGGGACCGACCAUGGCGUGCUGCAGGGGUGUGUGUGUGUGUGUGUCCAUUUGCAGCACAUUAAAAGUAAUAUUAAUGAAAGCAA